Molecule: messenger RNA, 1053 nt
Organism: Postia placenta MAD-698-R-SB12
Lineage: Eukaryota; Fungi; Basidiomycota; Agaricomycetes; Polyporales; Adustoporiaceae
Exons: 4
Coding region: 1-1053 (350 amino acids)
Source: RefSeq, a predicted model, not a curated record
AUGUCGCAGCUCGCUCAAAUCAAGAAGCUUGGCCGUGAAGGCACCAUCAAUAUGCAGGCCUCUCUCUCGCCUAGUUCCUCUGGGCGCGACGCCACCGACCGGCGAAACCGCCGAGAAGUCGACAGGAAGUUCCUCAGGGGUCUCAACAAAGACCAAGUGAAAAGCUAUGCCAUUGCCCACGGUGUCGACCCUCAUCUGACGCAGGAACAAAUCAUCAAUUCUAUCUUUGCUAACAAAAGGGUGGUUCCGCUGCUACCCAUGAAGAAGAUGGUGCGGCGUCGAGUCAUUGAAGGCCUGACAUACGAAGAAGUACAGAGAUAUGCUAAGGCCCUCAAGGUCGAUCCAGAGCUGCCCAAGGAGGAAAUAAUCAAUCGACUGUACAAAGAUAGAGAUUUGAUACCCUGGUUCCGUGUGGGCCGCAGCUUCCGCGGGCCCACCCUCGAGGGGCCAAUCAUCAAGCAGGUACUGCCCGGAUGUGACGUCUUGAUUCAGGAGAAGGCGCAUAACGCAGGGUACAACCCACAUAAGAGACAUAUUGUGGAGCACGAGCGAAUGUAUGGGGAAGACCCCCUCCCACCGGGAGCCCCAACUCCUCCCGCGUCGCCAUCACCAGAGUCGCAGACAGUACUACCUGGCGGGCAGUCGGAGCAUAGCCUCUCAAUUCCAUUCAAUACUCACCGUAAAGGCCUUCCGUCGCGUAAACGCCCUGCUAACAUGCUCGAGGAAGGAGUCGUCGCCGGGUCCUCUGGCCAGCAGAGUACAAUCGUUCCAACUUCUGCUUCACUUGGCGACACUGGAAGUAAUACGCCACCAUACAAAAAGAGAAGACGGGCCACAAGUCAUACUGUCUCUGAAUGCGUGACCACGGACGACGACGACGACGAACUAUACUACGAUAGCGACAUCUAUGGGAGCGCUUUGAGCGAGGCUGAGAAUGAGAACAACUGUGGCCCCUCUAAUUCCAGGGGCAAUCAACGUCACGGAGAGGAUGAUGGCAGCACCGACCGUGACGGAGGGAACGAUGGUGGACCUCCGACCAGCCAGGCAUGUUGA